AUAUAUAUAUACGCAACGGCGACUGGUACAGUGGGCAGCUAAUUUGGAGAUGAAGUACUAUGUUCGGUAGUCAGUGAGGUGGCGACUUGAAAAGACAUUAUUAGAACGCACUUAAAAUCGUUAUUGUAGUUAUCGAAUACAGCGAGUGGAAAUUAAAGCAAAUUAUUAUUGUUGUUGUUUCGCGUAAAAGAUCAUGUCACAAUUUCACAAGAUAGAGAUCAACAGAACAGAAUGGGAGGUACCAGAACGUUAUCAAAUGCUUACACCCGUAGGUUCGGGUGCUUACGGUCAGGUCUGUUCUGCUGUCGACACGACUACUGGGCAAAAAGUGGCAAUUAAAAAAUUAGCUAGGCCAUUUCAGUCAGCUGUUCAUGCAAAACGUACAUAUAGGGAACUUCGUAUGUUGAAACAUAUGAAUCAUGAGAACGUGAUAGGAUUAUUAGAUGUCUUUCAUCCUUCUACAUCUUUAGAGGAUUUUCAAAAUGUGUACUUAGUCACACAUCUAAUGGGAGCUGAUCUAAACAAUAUUGUAAGAACACAAAAACUUUCUGACGAUCAUGUACAAUUUCUUGUUUAUCAAAUACUUCGUGGCUUGAAAUAUAUCCAUUCUGCUGGAAUUAUACAUAGGGAUCUGAAACCAUCUAACAUAGCUGUCAAUGAGGAUUGUGAGUUGAAAAUAUUGGACUUUGGCUUGGCCAGGCCCACGGAACAUGAAAUGACUGGCUAUGUUGCCACUAGGUGGUACAGAGCACCCGAAAUCAUGCUUAAUUGGAUGCAUUAUAAUCAGACAGUUGACAUUUGGUCGGUAGGAUGUAUCAUGGCAGAACUGUUAACUGGAAGGACAUUAUUUCCUGGAACAGAUCAUAUACAUCAACUAAACCUAAUUAUGGAAAUUUUGGGGACUCCACGAGACGAGUUUAUGAAAAAGAUAUCAUCAGAGUCGGCCAGGAAUUAUAUUCAGAGUUUACCACCACUGAAGAAAAAGAAUUUCAAAGAUGUGUUUCGUGGAGCUAAUCCUUUAGCUAUUAAUUUGUUGGAAUUAAUGUUGGAACUGGAUGCUGAAAAGAGAAUUACUGCAGAACAGGCUUUAGCGCAUCCUUACCUGGUACAAUAUGCAGAUCCAACUGAUGAACCAAUUUCUCUACCAUAUGACCAAAGUUUUGAAGAUAUGGAUUUACCAGUGGAAAAGUGGAAAGAACUCGUAUAUCAUGAGGUUGUUAAUUUUAUUCCGCAACAGCCAUCCACAUUGCCUUCAGCUUUGGGAACAACUUCGUAAAAAUAUGUAUAAUGUGAGUGUAAUAUAGAAUUAAGCACAAUAAGAUAUAAUAUCAGCAAAAGAUAGAUAAUCUUGAACGUUAUAAUAUUCUAUAAUUGGUGGUAUAAUUAAUGAUAUGGUCACACGAACGAAACGAAGAAGCAAAUAAAAAAUAGAGAAAAUUAAUAUUAAAAUUAAUAUUAAUUUAACAAAUCUCUGUUAAAUUCCAGAAAUUUAACAUUUUUCUCAUGCUCUUAUAAUUUUUAAUAAGAUUAAUUAUCAGGUAACCAAAAAAAUUCCUGCGGUUUCUCAUGAUGGAAAUUAAACAUUUUAAUACAGAAAAAAGUAUACAUCAAGUUAAAGCGUACCGAUUGACUGACGCUUACCUGUGCCUUACGACGUAUGUAAAACAUUCAGUUUUGCAAACCACCAAAAAAUAAAACAAGCCAUUGCAGUAAAUUCUACCGAAAACUGCACGGACUUUCUUGUUACUUCGAUUUAAAUCGAUUAGAUCGAUUUAAAAAAUUGACAAUAUCUUUUUGUGUUUAAAAAAGUCGACCUUCAAACGAUCGCAUAUAAUAUAUUAUAUGGCACAUUGAUUAGUACUUGGAAUGUAAUCUAUUUUAAAUGUAAAUAUUUAUAUUCGACAUACACAAUCUGUUUACAUACUUUUAUUGCUGCAUGUAUAACAACUAAUCGACAGGCUGCCUCGACUGCUAAGAACGUAUGUCAUAUUAGAGUAGGUUAAUGUACAAACCUCAAUAAUAGUUAUCGAAGUAUGAGUAAAUAAAUAAAGGAGAUACAUAUUCUUGUUAAAAUAUAUAAAGAUAAAAAUUAAGUUACUACCAGA
Messenger RNA from Dinoponera quadriceps, 2105 nucleotides. Its product is annotated as mitogen-activated protein kinase 14B-like. The transcript has 10 exons. NCBI's taxonomy places the organism in Eukaryota, Metazoa, Arthropoda, Insecta, Hymenoptera, Formicidae. The coding region runs from base 194 to 1276 and encodes 360 amino acids. Gene Ontology annotation, biological process: intracellular signal transduction; protein phosphorylation. Gene Ontology annotation, cellular component: cytoplasm; nucleus. The record is from RefSeq and is a predicted model, not a curated record. Gene Ontology annotation, molecular function: MAP kinase activity; ATP binding.